Trypanosoma cruzi is the source of this 1002-nucleotide messenger RNA. RefSeq lists its product as uncharacterized. The transcript has a single exon. The record is from RefSeq and is a predicted model, not a curated record. Bases 1 to 1002 code for a protein of 333 amino acids. Lineage: Eukaryota; Euglenozoa; Kinetoplastea; Trypanosomatida; Trypanosomatidae.
AUGCCUUCAAGAGGAAGGCCGGAGGGAGUGGUUACGAAUGUCACUGCACCGAUACCUUCAUUUCAAGAUGAAAAAUUUAUUGAGCGUUUGCUUCAUUAUAUCACACAGCGCGAUGAAACCUCGCUUGUGAUGUCGACAGCAAAAGCAUUAGGGGCUGAAGACUACAUGAUUGAGCUUAAAAACCAAAUUUUUUUGGAUUUACGAAUAGAUUUUCUUCGUUUUUGCGCUGAUCAGAAGUAUGGGCCUUCUCAGGUUUUACAUCUUAUGAGGUGGAUGGAUCAUUUUCAAUCCGUUGUGGAAAAUGGAUGUGAUACUGAGGAAAUGCGAUGUGAAUUGAUGAAAUUUGUUUCUUCUGAAAUUGAAGAGGGCUGGAAGUGGCGGCAAACACCUCCUGUUGAUGAAAUUGCAACCGAGCCUCCUCCUUCAUCCAAGAAUUUAAACAAAAAAGGUAUUAGGGCGACGGACAAGGUGGCUAUUGAGGAGGUGGAGGCUACAGCUUUGCUUCCUCGUGAAAACAUUUAUUUGACAAAAGAGGGCGUGGGGCCGUUUUGCACAUAUCUUCUUCAUGGAAUCAUUCAGCAUGCUUCGUUACAUGCAUAUCUUGCUUGCCAUCAAAGAGAGACAAGAGCACCGAAUGAUAUUUUUGUUUUUACUGAACUGCCGGUAAUUGCUCCCCCCUUGCGUCUUUACAGCGCGUUAGAAAAGUCUUCAACAGAACCAUCUACAAAAAAUGAUAUGUUGAAAAGGUUACGCGGAACAGAGUUGGCAUUGCUAAUGAAUGAAUACGAGGAGACAAUGAUAAAGGAAGAAUUGUGGCGAAAAACCAAACAGAAUGAGGACGAAAUGCAAAUUUUCAUAGAAAAUGACGGUAGCAAAAGGGCGGUUGAAGAUACUUAUGAAAGACUGGAAGCUGACCUAACGCAGAGACAGAAACGGAUUUUGCAGCGUAUUACAGCUCUAGAGAAAAAAUUGAGUCUUACAUCUUCUCCACAAACGCUCUGA